AUGAAACGUGACUACGAUCAUCUAUUCAAACUAGUGCUCAUUGGUGAUUCAGGCGCUGGCAAGUCCUGCCUCCUCCUGCGCUUUGCAGAUGAUGCCUUCACAGAUAGCUACAUCACAACAAUUGGUGUUGACUUCAGAUUCAAGACCAUUCCUGUGGACAAGAAGACAAUCAAGCUCCAGAUCUGGGAUACCGCAGGUCAGGAGAGAUUCCGGACAAUAACUAGCGCGUACUAUCGAGGUGCUGAUGGCAUCAUCCUGGUUUACGACAUCUGCGACCGGGAAUCCUUCAAUCAUGUGGAUGAAUGGCUGAAUGAAGUCAACCGUUAUGUGAAUGAGAACACCUGCAAGAUCCUCAUUGGAAACAAAUGCGACAUGACGUCUGAGAGGCAGGUUUCCACGGAGGAGGCAAAGAAAAAAGCAGAAGAUCUUGGCAUUGCAUUCAUCGAGUGCUCGGCCAAAGACGCAACUAAUGUGGAGGCCGCUUUCCAGAUGAUGUCCACAGAGCUGAUAGCGAAAAGCGAGAAGCAAGGCGCACGCCCGCAACGGCCGGCAGGCGGUACAGGCCUGCUCCAGCCGAAGGAGCGGGGCACUGGUGCAUGUGGCUGUGGCCAGGGAUAG
Messenger RNA from Symbiodinium pilosum, 618 nucleotides. Lineage: Eukaryota; Dinophyceae; Suessiales; Symbiodiniaceae. The record is from the annotation of a GenBank genome assembly.